GCCUGUCGUCUGCGAUGCUUCAGCCCUCAAGCUCAUUCUAACAGAAAUAUCCCAAGUUGCGACGGAGCCUCAGAGAUCGAGCUAGUCUCCCCACCUCCCGGCUUGCUCGGAAUUUGUGACUCGUGCUUUAGGGCAGAAACCGCGUGUCUGCUCGAAAUCACAAUCGAGUACACCGGCCUUCAUAUAAUCGCAGGCAAGUACAUCUCUUUACGCUUUGGAUUUAUUCCUUGUUUCCAGGCAGGGCUUCUCUGAUUUUUGAUUCGAGGACUCUCCAAGACCUCUGAACUUACAUUCCUCGUUGAAUUCUCGUACAUCUCAAAGCUAUUUUAAAUCAUGGAGAUAUACAGGUGCUUCACUAUCAUAGCAUUUAGCAUGCUGCAGCACUGAUUUCGUCUUGUAUUCGUAAGUUGUU
This is a messenger RNA of Mycena citricolor, 412 nucleotides long. The record is from the annotation of a GenBank genome assembly. NCBI's taxonomy places the organism in Eukaryota, Fungi, Basidiomycota, Agaricomycetes, Agaricales, Mycenaceae.